AUGUUCCAGGGAUCAAAAGUAGAAGCAAUAAUCUUCAAUGCUGAUAUUCCUAAAAUGAGUCCGCUCUUACGUGUUUACAAAAAAUACAAGAUCACGAAUGCUGAAGUGAAACCUAUCCCAGCAAAAUUUCAGACAACUGAGCUCACUAUCCAAUGGGUGAUCAGCACUAAAACUGUCAUUCAAGAAAUAAAUGAUGAUGCCAAUGAAAUCAUGCCUGUGAAGUUUAACUAUACAAAAUUUACUGAUUUGGUGCAUCACAUGGAUGACAGGAAUAAAUCAGUUGAUGUGCUAGGUGUUGUGAUUGCUGCAUUAGACAGGAAGACAUUGAAUAGAAACACAAAAGAAUCAAAUGUUCAAAAGUUUGUCCUUCUUGAUGAAGAAUGUCAAACACUAUUUCUAUCUUUAUGGGAUGACUUUCUUACUAAUGAAGGACAACAGCUACUGUCUAACCUCCACAGCUAUCCUGUCAUUAUUGCGCGUCGAAUUAAAGUCAAGAAUUACAAUGAUGUUGCAUUAGGCACUUGGUUUGAUUCUGUCAUACUUGUUGAUCCGCCUAUACAGGAAGCACUUAGAAAUUCUAAAAUGAUUGCAGAUGUUCUUGAUAAAAGAGACUACAUGAAGUAUAAUCUUGCAAUUUCUCUCAGAGUUGAUCAGAAAGCUACCUUAAUUUGCAAUGUUAACCCAUCACAGAAGAUAACUUGGGUGAGAGCUCGCUUCUACUUUGAACACAUAUUCCAAAAAUACUGGUAUAUGAGUUGUAAGAAUUGCUAUCGAGCCACAGCAGCAGAUUAUAAAGUUGAAUUUACUUGCAACUCGUGCAAGGAGAAGCAACUAGCUGUACCAAGAUGUUGCUUUGAUGUUGAUUUAGUUGAUGACAGUGGAGCUAUACCAGCUUCCAUAUUUGGAGAACUAGCUGAGAAGCUUUUAACAUUCACCUCCAUUGAAGCAACGCAGCAUUUUAAUGAGAAUGUUGAGCUCCCUCUUGACCUUGUUCAUGAACAACUGAAAUCAAAGACUUUUCUGAUUCAUAUAAAACCAGUCCAAGCACAGCUAGCAGACGCUAGGCAACGUUACACAGUUAUAUAUUACUAUGAAGUUGAUCAUGCUACCAGUUCAGCUCAGGUAGUAAGUGAGACAAAAAAUGAUUUGCCACUGCUUAAUGACCAGUCCCCAACGCUGGAACUAGCUGAUACAGAGCAAAAUCUUGCACCUUCAAAGACUCGCAUGCGCCUUUCUGAAAAAUUUGAUGAAUUAGACAAGCUCAACGCAGGCAACUCUCCAGAUGAACCCACCAGCUCUACCAAGAAAUCAAAACUAACCUAG
Molecule: messenger RNA, 1323 nt
Organism: Coffea arabica (coffee)
Lineage: Eukaryota; Viridiplantae; Streptophyta; Magnoliopsida; Gentianales; Rubiaceae
Product: replication protein A 70 kDa DNA-binding subunit D-like
Source: RefSeq, a predicted model, not a curated record